UCCUCUCUGCCCAAGAUCAUUCUUUUCCGUUCGUGUUUCGUUGUAGGCGGUUGUCUCCUCUUGAAGGCAAAUAGCCUGCUUGUCUAUAUCUUAACAUGUCCGAAACUCUUCAAUUAAAAGGUACCCUUUUGGGUCACAGUGGUUGGGUUACCCAAAUCGCCACAAACCCCAAGUAUCCCGAUAUUAUUUUGUCAUCGUCAAGAGACAAGACUCUGAUUGUAUGGAAAUUGACACGUGACGAGACCCAAUACGGUAUUCCUCAAAAGCGUCUCCACGGUCACUCCCAUUUCAUUUCCGACGUUGUUUUGUCCAGCGAUGGUAAUUAUGCCCUGUCUGGUUCCUGGGAUAAGACCCUCAGGCUUUGGGACUUGGCUGCUGGCAAAUCCACGAGGAGAUUCGAGGAUCAUACAAAGGAUGUUCUGAGCGUGGCUUUCUCUGUUGACAACAGACAAAUCGUCUCUGGUUCACGGGACAAGACUAUCAAAUUGUGGAACACUCUUGCAGAAUGCAAAUACACAAUUCAGGAAGAUGGUCAUUCCGAUUGGGUGUCUUGUGUCAGGUUCUCACCUAACCACUCGAACCCCAUCAUCGUAUCUGCUGGUUGGGAUCGCACCGUGAAGGUAUGGAAUUUGACUAACUGCAAGCUAAAGAUCAACCAUUAUGGACAUCACGGUUACCUCAACACUGUAACUGUUUCUCCUGAUGGUAGUCUUUGCGCUAGCGGCGGUAAAGACUGCAAAGCAAUGUUGUGGGAUUUGAAUGAUGGAAAACAUUUGCACACCUUGGAACAUAAUGAUAUUAUCACAGCUUUGUGUUUCUCCCCUAACAGAUAUUGGUUGUGUGCAGCUUACGGACCAUCCAUCAAGAUCUGGGACUUGGAAAGCAAGGAAUUAGUUGAAGAACUAAAACCUGAAGUAGUAUCUCAAACUAGCAAAGCUGAACCACCACAAUGUCUAUCUUUAGCGUGGUCUACCGAUGGACAGACACUUUUCGCUGGUUAUUCUGAUAAUAUUAUCAGGGUGUGGCAAGUCAGCAUCUCCCAUUAAGUUUGUGAAUUUUAUAAAUAAGACCAAAUAAAGUGGAGUUUUAUUCCA
Messenger RNA from Coccinella septempunctata (seven-spotted ladybird), 1094 nucleotides. It is a transcript of the gene Rack1, whose product is annotated as guanine nucleotide-binding protein subunit beta-like protein. Gene Ontology annotation, biological process: positive regulation of protein phosphorylation; rescue of stalled cytosolic ribosome. The transcript has 5 exons. Gene Ontology annotation, cellular component: nucleus; cytosol. The record is from RefSeq and is a predicted model, not a curated record. Lineage: Eukaryota; Metazoa; Arthropoda; Insecta; Coleoptera; Coccinellidae. Bases 96 to 1046 code for a protein of 316 amino acids. Gene Ontology annotation, molecular function: protein kinase C binding; translation regulator activity; ribosome binding.